Molecule: messenger RNA, 2289 nt
Organism: Pomacea canaliculata
Lineage: Eukaryota; Metazoa; Mollusca; Gastropoda; Architaenioglossa; Ampullariidae
Product: ectonucleotide pyrophosphatase/phosphodiesterase family member 5-like
Source: RefSeq, a predicted model, not a curated record
AGACAUGGACAGCAUACGAGGGACAGGAAAACAAACAUAUGAACUAUGAAAUAAUAAGCAACAAUAAUAAUGAUGACUAAAAAUAAAUGCAGAAAAAGCAAAAAUAUGAACAAAAUAGAAUUACGAAUUACGAAGCGGUGGCAAAUCACUGGAGCAAAUCAUCUUCCUCGGGGUCUGGGCAGCCUCUCGCAAUUUUUAUACAAGGAUUUACUAGACUACUACAUGCACAUUUGUAAAGAAAUGACAGUGAUCGAGAAGAAGAAAUAAUAAAGUGUUUUUGAGUGGAAUUGUCAGGCUCAGUAGAGAGAGAAGGAAGGGAGGGAGAAGAAGGAACCCUGUCAACUCACGGCAACUGAGGCAUUUAUCUCACUCUAUCAAGCAAGGCUGCUCACCUGGCGCCAAGCACCCAUUUCUCCCUCCUUCCCAUUUAUUUUUAGUUCGGGUGCUACGUCACUCUGUCGUCUGCCUUGUACAGCGCCACGUGCGCGACGAGCGGCGAUAAAGAAUUGGAAGAAGGAGGAGUGGUGGGGACCGAACAUUAACAACAGCACAGCUGGUCGAACAGAUGUUGUCGCCACAGGUCUAAACAAACACUGGCGAGAGCGCGUGAGCGUGCAGAAAGUGGUCAACCAGGUCAUAGGUCAUGUUACACGUGCUCAGUAAACGUUAUUUCGUUUUCAUGAAACAAUUUGUAGGUAGAUCUUUUGGAUGUUUCACCGACCCAUCACCAUUCCCAUUACAAACGCCGCCAUUUUCUCGACUCUUUUGUCCCAGGGCAGUACACUUACCUAAAGGGACCUAAAGGGACUACUUUCUCCCAAUUUUUUCCCCGAGUCUUACCACCGCUUCCUAACUACUUCCGCUUGCCCCGGAUUUCCACAAUAAUUUGUCCCCGCGUGAUGAGUACGGCCCCAGCGCGCGAGGUGAGGCCACAACCCGGGUGGAGAUCACAGUGUGACGACGUCUCCCUCAACAUGCAGGUGGUUGUGGCGACUGUGGUGAUGGUGGUGACAAUGGUAUUGGCGGACCGCUAUUCAGGGAAAGUGCUGCUCGUGUCAAUGGACGGUUUCCGAUGGGACUACAUCACAAAAGUGUCCGGUCUGACCAACUUCCCGAGGAUGGCAGCUUCGGGGGUGACAGUUGAUUAUGUCAACAACACCUUCGUCACCAAGACUUUCCCUUGUCACUACACUAUUGUUACAGGGCUGUAUGAGGAGAGCCAUGGCAUCGUGGCCAACAGAAUGUACGAUCCUGCCCGCAACGCAACUUUCAACAAGUCCAGCACAGAGUCCUUCUGGUGGAAUGGAGGGGAACCUGUCUGGGUGACAGCAGGGAGACAAAAGAAGAAGUCUGGUGUUUUUUUCUGGCCUGGAAGCGAGGCUGAGAUCCGAGAACACCGACCCCAGAAAUGGUUCAAAUACAAUGAAAGUGUUCCCUAUCAUGAACGGGUGGCUACAGCUAUAGGGUGGUACAGAGAUGACAUGGACUUUGUGGCGAUGUACUUUAAUGAGCCGGAUACCACUGGUCAUAGGUACGGCCCUGACUCGCCGCAAGUAGCUGCAAAGGUUCAGGAAAUGGACAAGGUGCUUGGCAACAUCCUGGACACCAUCGACACAAAGGUCUGCGCGAUACAGUCAAUGUCAUUCGUGACAUCAGACCACGGCAUGACUAGUGUCGAUCCAGAGAAUAGGACGACAGACUUGUGGACAGUGGUGGACCACUCAAUGGUCCAGAGAGUAGUGGACAGUGGCACGGUCACCGCCAUCAUCCCAGCUGAAGGACGAGAGGAACAGUUACUGAACAGGCUAAAGAAUCUAAGUCACGUGACGGUAUACCGGAAGGAAGAGAUCCCGGAUGGCUUUCACUACAAGAAUAAUCCCCGGGUUAUGCCCAUCGUUGUGGUGGCUGACGAAGGAUGGGAGCUCACGGCGGAUAUAGAUAAUCUGAGAAAAUGGAACUCUUUGGGCAACCACGGGUACAGCAAUGAGUUGCCAUCCAUGAGACCAUCUUCUUCGCCCGGGGACCAAACUUCCACAACCGGUGUGCGGACCACCUCCAUCCGUUCUGUGGACAUCUACCCGCUGGUGUGCAAGCUGCUCAACAUCGAUGCUGCCCCUAACAACGGCAGCCUGGCCAACACAGCUCUCUUCCUCAAGUCUUCCACCAACGGUGGUGUCUCACCUUUUCUUGUUGACCGGCAACUGGCGGCGGUCCUGGCUUUCAAUGUAGCACUCGUCCUUUGGAUUCUUUGAAGGAAAAUGUUUUCAUAAUUUUGUCUAUUGUUAUUGG